UAAACAUUAGUAAAUCUGCAGCGUUUAAAAAUAAAAUCCUUUUGUCAAUAGUAAUCUUCAGCUUGCAAGCCCAUCAUGCAUCAAGAACGCAAAAUAAACGAUGAAGAUAUUAGUGAAAGUUUUCCGCAGUUCGGCCAGUUGGUGUCAACAUGUUGUCAUGGAUUGUGCACACGUAAACAAUUGUUCAAACGCAUCCCGGUCCUGCAAUGGUUACCAUCGUACAAGGUAGAAUAUCUUGUAGAUGACAUCGUGGCUGGCCUUUCCGUCGCGCUUACGGUUAUACCUCAAGGCAUUGCUUACGCUGUUAUUGCAAAUCUGGAUCCUCAGUACGGACUGUACUCGGCAUUUAUGGGUUGUUUCAUCUAUUUCCUUUUUGGAAGUUGCAAAGAUGUGACCAUCGGUCCGACCGCAAUUAUGUCUCUGAUGGUUCAAGCACACGUAGGAAACAAGGGAGUGGAGUUCGCGAUACUGUCCGCAUUCGUCACUGGUUGCAUGAUUCUUUUGCUUGGUAUACUUAACCUUGGAUUUUUGGUACAGUUCAUAUCCUUUCCUGUGACGGCUGGAUUUACAUCGGCAGCAGCGAUAACGAUUGCGAGUGGACAGAUGAAAUCACUGCUCGGAAUUCCAGGACAAUCGAACGAAUUUUUAGACUCCUGGAUAAAUGUGUUCGAACACAUACAAGAUAUUCGAUUGUGGGACAGCGUGCUUGGUGUGUCGACCAUCGUUAUUCUGCUCGUAUUAAUGCAAAUGAAGAACAUCAAGGGAAACAACUGUUGCCGAAUUGUUGGAAAGUACAUUACCCUAUCAAGGAAUGCGAUAGCUGUGAUAAGUGGAUCUUUGCUCGCUUAUGUUUUGAGCGAUGUUGGAAACGUGCAACCCUUCCUGCUGACUGGAAACGUGACUUCCGGACUACCACCGUUUCAACUGCCCCCAUUCACCACCAGCGUGGAUGGCCAAACUUACAGCUUUACGGAAAUGAUAUCUGAACUAGGUACAUCGCUCAUAACGUUGCCGCUGAUCGCCAUUCUGGAAUCGAUUGCCAUUGCAAAGGCAUUUUCUAAGGGUAAAGCCAUCGAUGCAACGCAGGAAAUGAUUGCCCUCGGCAUAAGUAACAUUGCCGGUUCAUUUGUGUCGUCGAUGCCCGUCACAGGAUCGUUCACAAGAUCGGCAGUGAACAAUAAUAGCGGCGUCCGGACACAGCUGGGCGGUAUAACUACGGGUGCGGUGGUUCUGCUGGCCCUUGGGUUGCUUACCGAAACGUUCUACUACAUCCCAAAAGCUACACUAGCAGGCGUCAUCAUAGCGGCGAUGUUUUUCAUGGUAGAAUUUCAUGCUGUUGCCGAAAUUUGGCGUACGAAACGUAUCGAUAUUAUACCAAUGAUAAGUACACUGGUGGCCUGCUUACUACUUGGGCUAGAGUAUGGCAUGCUUGUCGGUAUUGGAAUUAAUCUAUGCUUCGUGCUACAUCAAGUAUCACGUCCGGUAGUUGUGCCUGUACGAUUGACAUUUGAUGGGAAGGAUGUUCUAAUACUUCAAGCCGAUCAAAGUUUAGUUUAUUCAUCGGCCGAAUAUUUAAAGUACCUUGUUUUAAAACAGGCAGCCAAACACCCGGAUGCAAUAAUUGUUCUGGACGGAUCGCACAUCAAUUCGGUGGAUACAACGGUAGCGAAGGUGCUUGUCAGUAUGACUCAGGAUAUGGAACAUUCGAAUCGAAGGAUAGUGUACUGGAAAUGGAACCGUCCAGCACAAUGUACACUUCUCAGAAUGGAGCGAGAAUUGUUUGAAAAUGUGUUUAGAAAUGACGAAAAAUUAGACACAAUAGUGAAGGAAGUAUAUUCACAACCUCAAACGCCCUUUAGACUUGAUGUGUAGGAAAGAUGAGAUUCAUGUAAAGUUGAAUUCGAAUUCGUUGAAGGCUUGCAAUAAGGAUGGACGGAUAAUGUAAUUUGAAGAAAAUGUUAUUAAAAUUUACGUCGUUUUUAAACUAUUUUGAAAACAUAUUAGCAACCAUUUUUAGCUUGAGGAUAUGUUGAGGAUACGUCAUCAAUGAAAAAUUGUGUAUACAAAUUGAAGUUACUUAAAUUACCCAUCAAUAUAAAUUAGUUUUUUGCCCAUCCGAAACAUUGUAUCAUUCUACUGUGAAUCUUGUACAAACCUGAAACUAGCCUUCUCUUUUUAGCGUUAAAAUUCGUAAAAGUAAUAAGCUAGAAGGAGCAAACUGAUCUCACCAUACGAAAGAGAGAACACGAGCGAACGGAAAGCAAAAGUUCGUUUCGACAAGGGCGUCGAACAUGCUGAGGCUACGAUCGAAAUUUGCAAAAAAAAAAUUGAUUUAUUAAUCAGCUGUAUUAAAAAAUUGCUCACUUUCGAUUAAACAUUUUAUAUCAUCUCUCUUAAAAUGUUGCUAAUGCUUCUAAUAUUCGAACCCCGCCAUCUGAUCGUAAUAUGAAUGAAGAUCGUCACACAAAAGAAAUCAACAAAGUUUGAAACGUUUGUGUUCAGAUAGGAGUAUCUUUAUUUUUUGGUGCAGUAUAAUUACAGGAAUGAUUUGAUUUACACUUUGAUUUCAUUCGCUAAAGGUCUGCUGUGUUUCGAAUGUUGUUCAAUUUUGUGCCCGAACUAGUGGAACUGGAGCGCCACGUAGUCACAUUGCCGGAAGGCCUUCACGACGCAGCGUGAUGUGCGCGCGCGAGGUCGUAAAAAUUGUGAUAUUUCAAUAAUAUUGUUCGCCCGGGUAAUAAACUAUGUGAAACAACAAUAAACCCCGCCACUCGUCGCAGCAUUCCUUAGCACGCACAGCAAAAGAUCAGCUCGGAAACUCGUACGGCAGUGGAAACAAGGAAGCAUGGGACGCAUCCUACGACAGUGUGGGCGAGGUGAAGCAACGAUCAUCGGGCAACGAUAGCUGCCAUUAUCAUGAUGGAGGUGUGGGGAUCUUGCUCUGCGGUGUGUGAAAGCAUCAAUGUGCUGGGUUGCAGGGAAGUGUAUAGUAAGUAAGUGAAGAAUUUGGCUAGAAAAAGUGAACGAGAAACCGGCGAGAAGAUCGAGGCGUCCAGUGGCGUAGACUUUUCGAUUAACAUGUUUAUAGAGUAUGUCAUAAAAUGGAUCAUAGGUUUAUGUGUUUCUAAACUCACACAAUGGCGUAGCUAGAGGUGCCAGCGUUAUACACACGAAGGAUGUGUAUAUGGAACUAACAGACGAAGAAAAACGAACAAAACGAAAAGACAUAGAGGAAACGGACACUCGAAGCCGCAACCUAGCUCGAUUGUUCGCAGGUCUGUUCGCAUACGGGUGUAGCGUAGCGUACGCGUUCGCUAAACGUCUGUUAGUAGAGGGAGUGCGAAAAAUAAAUAAAACAGAAGCACAAGUAAAGACAAA
This is a messenger RNA of Anopheles funestus (African malaria mosquito), 3378 nucleotides long. Its product is annotated as sodium-independent sulfate anion transporter-like. NCBI's taxonomy places the organism in Eukaryota, Metazoa, Arthropoda, Insecta, Diptera, Culicidae. The record is from RefSeq and is a predicted model, not a curated record. Gene Ontology annotation, molecular function: sulfate transmembrane transporter activity. Bases 76 to 1872 code for a protein of 598 amino acids. The transcript is spliced from 2 exons. Gene Ontology annotation, biological process: transmembrane transport. Gene Ontology annotation, cellular component: membrane.